Messenger RNA from Rhinocladiella mackenziei CBS 650.93, 840 nucleotides. RefSeq lists its product as uncharacterized. The coding region runs from base 1 to 840 and encodes 279 amino acids. The transcript is spliced from 2 exons. NCBI's taxonomy places the organism in Eukaryota, Fungi, Ascomycota, Eurotiomycetes, Chaetothyriales, Herpotrichiellaceae. The record is from RefSeq and is a predicted model, not a curated record.
AUGGCUUUUAUCUACCCACCUCCGAUGGGACAAGUUGGUGAUUACACGAACCUACCGAAUUUCGCGCUCAACGUUAUGGUGACUUUAGAAUGGAGCAACUUGGGACCCAAUGCAUCUCUGAUGCUGCUCAAAGACGACCCUUUAUACACCUGUCUGGACUUGAACCGUGCAUUGACCUAUUGCCACAACAUAGUGGGCCCUUUCGAGAACACUACGGAAUCCUAUAACUGGGUCGCCCAAACAUAUGACUACAAUUAUACAUCGGAGUCACCCAUCUUCUACUUGCAGAUGGAAACGAACACUGAAGAUUUCACUUCCCACUACAUCAAUAUCUUGCCUGAGGACCAAAUACCAGUUUCGACAACUAGUACUUCUUCGACGUCUCCUACAUCUUCUGCUUCUUCCAGCAUAACAGGUACAACAACGGAAAGUCCUCCGCCAGCAACGAUCACAUCAUCUGCGGCAAGCGUCUCCACAACAGGCUCUGCGGAAUCAAGCCCCUCAGGAAUGGAUACGGCGACCAAAACUGCAAUUGGCGUUGCCGUUGGACUGGGCGUGCCUCUCAUUGCCAUCCUCGCCGUCAUCGCCUUCUUCUUACACAAGAAGAAGCAAAGGAGCCGGACCCCAAGCAGGGAUAUCAACACGAACCCUGUUCUCACUCAUUGCCGAUACUCCGACAACCCUGCCUUCCUGAACAAGUAUGGAUCUAUGAGUUCCCGGAGAAAUGGUGUUGGAGAAUCUAUACCGACGAGAGCAGUCCAAGAGCUCUCCGGGACCACGGAUCAGCAUGCCUCAUGGCAGCAUGCCUCAGAGUUAUCGGCUGACAGUCAUCGACGAUGA